AUGAAAUACACGACCGCACUCACAGUCCUCCUCGCCUUUGGGCCCGCAACUACCAUCCUAGCAGCCCCCGUCUCCCAAGAUCCCACUUCAGCCCUAACAGGUGCUCCUUCGGGACAAAAUGAAGGCGCGAAACAGCCCGCUGCUGGUCCUGCGCCGGGCUCGUCGUCACAGGGACUGAGUGGUUCGUCGAGUGGGAAUGAGGGAUUGUUGGAUAAGGUUGAGAAGAUUGUUAAGGAUGUUCUUGGUGGUCUACGCAAGCGUGGGCUUGUUGAGGAAGUUGGAGAGGUUGUUCAGAUGACAGUUGAUAGCACCAGCAAGCUUCUCAACGGCGAGAGCUCCGGUAGCCAGAGCUCGUACAACACCCAGUCCACUGAUCCUGAUGCUCUCUCUCAGGGAGCUCCCCAAGGUGGAAAGGGAGACGACGACAAGGACGGCGAUGACAAGAAAGCGCACCCAGCUCCAGCUCCGACUCCUGCUCCAGCACCUGCGCCCUCAAAAGACUCUAGUUCCAGUUCCCCUCUCUCCAAACUCAUCGGCGGCCGCUCCAACGCACCCCUCUCCGACCAAACAGACCCCGUAAACACCUCCGGCACAACAGCACCCAUCUCAAACGAAGGCACUCAACCCACUGAAAGCCAUAAAGUUCCUACUGAACAAUCCUCUCCCAUCGAAGGAGUGACCAAACCAUCUACCCCCAUCCCUGUCCCAGUCGACACUAAGAAGCAAGAAGGAGAGAAAAAGGAGAAGGAAGGUCCGAAUAUUGGUACCCCGACUUCUGAUGCAUUCCAAUUAUCGCCCGAGGAGAUUGAGGUGUUGAAGAAAGUUCUUCAGUCUCAGUCUAAGGAUGGUCAGGGUGAGGGAUUGUCUAAGGCUUAA
Messenger RNA from Talaromyces stipitatus ATCC 10500, 876 nucleotides. RefSeq lists its product as uncharacterized. The record is from RefSeq and is a predicted model, not a curated record. The coding region runs from base 1 to 876 and encodes 291 amino acids. The transcript is spliced from 3 exons. NCBI's taxonomy places the organism in Eukaryota, Fungi, Ascomycota, Eurotiomycetes, Eurotiales, Trichocomaceae.